GUGACUUGUGUUUAGAGAAAGUGCGUUUCCGCAAAGCAAAAAUAAGAAACCUGUGUCUGCUAAGUGUUUGAGCGAUCAGAAGGUUAUUGAACCUUACUGUGUAAGAGUCGCUCCCCUAUCACUCUAGCUACAAGAGCAGUCCUUUGACAUAAAAGGUUAAAAUGGCAGAAAAACAAGGUUUUCCAGGUUCAGAACCCCCUCCACCAUAUCCAGAGACCCAUCAGCCUUAUCCUAAUGCACCUUACCCACCAGAAGCUAAUCCCAGCCCCACUACAACUCAACCAUCACCUUACCCUGCACAGAACCCCCCACCGUACAACCCAAAUGACCCAUCAGUACCAGUAGUAAACAUGCCGUACCAGCAGACAGUGGGUUUCCCUGCUUCUCAGCAGCAGGGGCACCCAGCACCACCACCUCAACAGGGUUACCCCCCGCCCCAGCAAGGGUACCCCCCACCUCAACAGGGUUACCCCCCGCCCCAGCAAGGGUACCCACCCCCUCAACAGGGGUAUCCGCCACCCCAACAAGGCUACCCAGCACAGCAACAGGGCUACCCCCCUGCCCAACAAGGCUAUCCUGCACCUCAACAAGGAUAUCAAACUACAGGGGGCUAUCCGUACACAACCCAGCAUAAUGUUACUAUUGUGACUGGCGGACCCGCUGUUGUUGUUGGAGGUGUACCUGCACCUGACUACUGUGGCCUAUCAUUAUUUUCUUGUUUGUUUUGUUGUUGGCCCAUUGGUCUGGUUGCUGUCAUCAAUGCCAAACAUGCAAGAGAAGCUAAUCAAAGAGGGGACUAUGCCAGAGCUUCGACGUACAGCCAAAUGGCAAGAAGAUAUGCUAACAUUGCUAUUACUGCUGGGAUCAUUUUAAUCAUUUGCAUAGUAGUAUUCAGGAUUUUUGCAUUCAAUUAAUGUUUUGUUGAUCUUGGUACAAAAUUACAGGAUAACUUGUAAAUUUGGGGCAGUAGCAAGGGGUGGGGCACUGGGGGCAUGAUGUCCCCCCCCCCAUAUUUUUAUUAUACGGAAAUGACCAGUAAGGGCGUGGCUGUGCCCCUAAUACUUUCUUAACGGUUCUGUAUCGUGCCCCCGUAAUAUAUCUAGGCCUGCUACGGCACUGAAAUUAGUCCAUAAAAGAGUCAUUAGAUUACAAGGGUCCCAUUCUUACUAAAAUCAAGGACACUGCUAGAAACAAUGUGGCUUCAGUGUAAUUGUUUUACCUUUACAAAAGGUUUAAUAGAAAACAAGCAUUAUUUUUUAAAAGACAAACCGUGUAGCAUACCAAGCCAAAACCAACAUAUGUAAGCAUUAGAAUUAAUAUGUUUCUGUAUAAAUAUUUUAUAAAAUAAAAAAAUUAAGAAAUCCUG
Messenger RNA from Nematostella vectensis (starlet sea anemone), 1366 nucleotides. RefSeq names its product annexin A7. The transcript has 4 exons. Gene Ontology annotation, cellular component: membrane. The coding region runs from base 162 to 914 and encodes 250 amino acids. NCBI's taxonomy places the organism in Eukaryota, Metazoa, Cnidaria, Anthozoa, Actiniaria, Edwardsiidae. The record is from RefSeq and is a predicted model, not a curated record.